AUGAGGAAGCUGAAGUACCAUGAGCAGAAGCUCUUGAAGAAGGUCGACUUCUUGCAGUGGAAGAGCGACCAGAACAUCCGCGAGAUUCAGGUCCUUCGAAGAUAUCUGGUGCAGAACAGAGACGACUACGUCAAGUACAACAAAAUCGUUGGGCUCAUCACGAAGCUCACAGCCAGACUCAAGACCUUGGAUGCGAGCGACGAGUUCCGGAUAAAGAUGACCGAACAGCUGCUGGAAAAGCUGUUUGCGAUGGGGAUCAUCAACACGAAGAAAAGUCUGGCUAAGACGGAGACAGCCAGCGUGUCUUCCUUCUGCAGACGACGAUUACCGGUGGUGAUGGUGAGACUCAAGAUGUCCGAAACACUCACGGAGGCUACGACGUACAUCGAGCAGGGGCACGUUAGGGUGGGUCCCCACGCUGUCACGGAUCCAGCGUUUCUGGUGACCCGAAGUAUGGAAGACUUUGUGACCUGGGUGGAUGGCUCAAAGAUCAAGCGCGCCAUCAAGACAUACGAGGACAAAGUGGAUGAUUUCGAUCUGCUGGGGGAGGGGUAG
Ectocarpus siliculosus is the source of this 555-nucleotide messenger RNA. The record is from the annotation of a GenBank genome assembly. Lineage: Eukaryota; Phaeophyceae; Ectocarpales; Ectocarpaceae.